AUGUCUUCGUUAUUUUCAUUAAAAGGUCAAGUUGCAGUUCUUACAGGUGGAACCAAUGGAAUUGGGCUUGGAUACGCUAAAGGUUUAGCCUCAGCUGAACUUGAUCAAUUGAUCCUCACAUACCGCUCUGAAUCGACGCUUGAGCAAGCUAAGGAAGUCAUCAAAUCCGUUAAUUCAAACAUUGAAAUUUCAGGCAUCAAAGUAGAUUUCUUAGAAGAAGAAGAGGAUGAAUUGGUUGACAAGAUUGUGAGUGAAUCAUACAAAUUAUCCAAGACCGGUAAAGUCGAUAUCCUCAUUAAUAAUGCUGGUAUCACCGAACGUUACCAAUUUGAGUCUUUCCCAGAAGACAAGUUCCAGUCUGUUUUAAAAGUCGACUUGAAUGUUCCUGUUAAGUUGACCAAAAGGUUUGGCGCCAAGAUGCUUGAACAACACGUGCAAGGUAAAAUUGUCUCGACUGCAAGUCUUUUAUCAUUCCAAGGUGGUGUUUUAUCUACCCCAUACGCUAUUGCUAAAGGCGCUUUGAAGCAAUUCACCCAAGCUGUAUCAAAUGAAUGGUCAAGCCGUGGUAUCAGAGUGAAUUGUAUUGCACCAGGUUAUAUAGAAACAAAAUUGACAGAUAACAUGGCAAAGGAGGCUAAAGCAUUGAUUGAUAAGAGAAUUCCUUUAGGAAGAUGGGGACAAAUAGAUGACUUUAUGGGUCCUAUUGUAUUCUUGACAAGUGAUGCAUCGAGGUAUGUCACCGGUGAAACCUUGGUCGUCGAUGGUGGUUGGCUCAGUCGUUAA
Messenger RNA from Lodderomyces elongisporus, 783 nucleotides. RefSeq lists its product as uncharacterized. The transcript has a single exon. Gene Ontology annotation, molecular function: oxidoreductase activity, acting on the CH-OH group of donors, NAD or NADP as acceptor. The record is from RefSeq and is a predicted model, not a curated record. Bases 1 to 783 code for a protein of 260 amino acids. NCBI's taxonomy places the organism in Eukaryota, Fungi, Ascomycota, Pichiomycetes, Serinales, Debaryomycetaceae.